CAGUCGGUAAACUUCAAACAAUGUAGGAACUUCACGAUAUUCGUGGAUUCAUACGACGCAAUAGCGAAACAAUGCGUGCGAUCAUAGAAUGUGCCCCACCAAUUCUCUCAUUCUCUUCCUUUAGAAGUAACAGAUUUUUCUUCAGUUUGAAUCGAAGCGAGCUGCUGUCGAACGAAAAAGAUGGGCAAAGAAUCAACGAACAAUCAACAGGAAGUAAAAAAAGUGCUGCUGCAAUUGCAGCAGCAGCUGCAGCAGCGGCUGCAGCAGUUACAGGAGUUGCAACAGCAGCUGCAACAACAAGAGCAGCAAAAACAACAACAACAGCAACAGGAACCCCAACAACAGCAAGAACAGCAACAGCAAUCCCUACAACAGCAGCAGGAGGAGGCUGAUAAAAAUGAGAAGCCAAAGCGCAGUAGAAAGAGGAACGGCUGCAGGGUGGCAGCGGCGCCUCCGCCGCGAGAUAUGGCGGCGCGGCGGAUGGAGAGGCGGCAGAGGUGGCAGGGGCGGCCGAUAUUUAAAUUUUCAUUUUAAUUUAAAAUAAACGAAUAAAUAAAAAUAAAAAUAAUUAAAAAACUAAUA
Messenger RNA from Osmia bicornis bicornis, 582 nucleotides. Its product is annotated as ataxin-8-like. The transcript has 4 exons. NCBI's taxonomy places the organism in Eukaryota, Metazoa, Arthropoda, Insecta, Hymenoptera, Megachilidae. The record is from RefSeq and is a predicted model, not a curated record. The coding region runs from base 181 to 534 and encodes 117 amino acids.